Molecule: messenger RNA, 1149 nt
Organism: Uncinocarpus reesii 1704
Lineage: Eukaryota; Fungi; Ascomycota; Eurotiomycetes; Onygenales; Onygenaceae
Product: protein kinase gsk3
Exons: 7
Coding region: 1-1149 (382 amino acids)
Biological process (GO): protein phosphorylation; signal transduction
Cellular component (GO): cytoplasm
Molecular function (GO): ATP binding; protein serine/threonine/tyrosine kinase activity; protein serine/threonine kinase activity
Source: RefSeq, a predicted model, not a curated record
AUGUUUUCGAGCUUGCGUAUGGGGGAAGUUAUUCGCGAGAAAGUUCAAGAUGGUGUGACCGGCGAGACUCGAGAGAUGCAAUACACUCAGUGCAAGAUUGUGGGCAAUGGCUCCUUUGGCGUGGUUUUCCAGACCAAGCUUUCUCCAAACGGGGAAGAUGCUGCCAUUAAACGUGUGCUCCAAGACAAGCGUUUCAAGAUUAUGCGCAUUGUGCGUCACCCGAAUAUCGUCGAGCUCAAGGCAUUUUACUACUCCAACGGAGAACGGAAAGAUGAGGUUUAUCUUAACCUCGUCCUCGAAUUCGUGCCAGAGACCGUCUAUCGUGCUUCUCGCUACUUUAACAAGAUGAAGACCACCAUGCCUAUGCUUGAAGUCAAGCUCUAUACUUACCAGCUUUUCCGAGCCCUCGCAUACAUCCACUCACAAGGUAUCUGUCACCGUGACAUUAAGCCUCAGAACCUUCUUCUAGACCCAAGCACUGGUGUUCUCAAGCUCUGCGAUUUUGGAAGCGCCAAGAUUCUCGUUGAGAAUGAGCCCAAUGUCUCAUACAUUUGCUCUCGUUACUACCGUGCCCCGGAGCUGAUCUUUGGAGCCACUAAUUACACUACUAAGAUUGAUGUGUGGUCCACUGGAUGUGUCAUGGCAGAAUUGAUGCUGGGCCAGCCAUUGUUCCCCGGUGAAUCUGGCAUCGACCAACUUGUCGAGAUUAUCAAAGUCCUCGGUACUCCGACCCGUGAGCAAAUCAAGACCAUGAACCCCAAUUAUAUGGAGCAUAAAUUCCCGCAGAUCAAACCUCAUCCGUUUAACAAGGUCUUCCGAAAGGCUUCGCCUGAGGCUAUCGAUUUGAUCACCGCCCUUCUUGAAUAUACCCCGACUCAACGCCUUUCUGCUAUUGAGGCUAUGUGCCACCCCUUCUUUGACGAAUUGAGGAAUCCGAAUACUCGCUUGCCUGACUCGCGUCAUCCAAAUGCCCCUAACCGUGAGAUGCCGAAACUUUUCAACUUCACUCGUCACGAGCUUUCCAUUUCUCCUCCAUUGAAUCAGAGAUUGGUUCCUGCUCAAGCCAAGUCCGAGCUUUUUGCCUCCGGUAUCGAUCUUGAUAACUUUGUUCCACUCAAGAAAGAGGAAAUGAUUGCACGCCUUGACUGA